AAUGCAUUCUCUGUUGAUCCGAGCACUCAAACACCAUUGAAAAUCCAUUUAUUUAGCUCUCCUUCUUUCUUUUGAUCUUUAUAUAUCAUUUCAAAAUAAUUUUAUUUAGUUCCUUCUCAGUGAAGAAUCUCAUCAAAAGCUUCAUCAGAAAUAUUUCUUCACGUGGAGAGGAGGUUUUCAGAGCUGAAGACUGGUAUAUCUGAAAAUGGCAUGCAAUAAAGAUGAAGCUAUCAGGGCAAAAGGAAUUGCAGAGAAUCUGUUACUAGAGAGAGACAUUUUGGGAGCUAAAAAGUUGGCUUUGAAGGCUCACAGCCUCUUUCCUGAGCUUGAUGGUGUGUCUCAGUUCCUUGAGAUCAUUGAUGUGUAUGUAGCACAUGAGAAGAAAAUAAAUGGAGUAUCAGACUAUUAUGGAAUGUUUGGGGUAGAUCCACUUUCUGAUGAAGAGAUUAUAAAGAAACAAUACAAAAGAAUGGCGCUCUUUCUUCAUCCUGAUAAAAACAAGUCUGUAGGGGCUGCUGGAGCAUUCCAAAUAAUAUCUGAGGCGUGGGGUGUAUUGCGAGAUAAGGAUAAGAGAAGUGAAUAUGACCUGAAAGUGAACAUACGAUCUUCAAAUCAGACUGCCAGAUUUAGUACAUCAAAUUUUCAGCAGUCACCACCAUUCUCUAACUCAAAUGGUCAGGUUCACAAUUUUCAAAACAAUGCACACCCAACCUUUCCUGCUCAGUAUAUUCCUACUCCAAAGCCACCAUUCUCUAAUUCGAGUGGUCCUUCCAGAAGACCGAUGACCUCCAGCUCUAGCUUCUUUCGACCAGACACAUUCUGGACAUUGUGCAAUGGGUGCAACGUGCAUUAUGAGUACACAAACAUAUUUCUCAAUCAGACUCUUCUUUGUCGCCGCUGUCGUCAGCCCUUUUUGGCAACAGCUAUACCUGAUCCACCUGUACAUAGCCGCAGCUCACGUCCUCGUCCCUUCCCAAAUCAACAACAAGAAGAUAUGCACGCUGCUGCACAGCCAUCAGCUUCAAGAACCUCUCAAGCUCCUUCAUCCCAUACAUCUAAGAAGCAAGCCAAAAGAAGGCAUGAAACGCCUAUUAACAUGGAGAGAGAAAAUGGUCCUUCAAGUGUGCCAGAAAAAGCAGAAACAGCUUCAGCUUCGCAUACCGCUUCCCCUGUUCUAAACAAAGAGAGGCCAGCCAAAAGGAGACGUAAAGAUGGCCAAAAGUGUGAUGAUCCCAAUGAAGGAAGCCAAGGGAUAGCAGGAAGUGGGGUAUAUGUGAAGAAGGCUUCUGCAGAUGCUAAGGGGAAAUUUGUGGCCGAGCAGCCCAGAAGUACAAGGGAGUUAUCUCAGAGAAGCAUACGUGCUAUGCUGAUAGGGAAGGCUAAGACAGAGAUCCGUAACCAGCUAAAUGAAUGGGAGAAAGAAAAAGUGACCUCUUCACUUUCGAAUGGACAGGAUACGGGCAAUGUCGUGCAUGCUUCGAGCAACAAUUCCAAAAUUCAUCCAGAGAUAAAUGAUGAACCGAGGUUGGAGCCUUUGAAAUCCUCCACUUUCAAAGAGACUGUUGUGGAAGCGAAGCCUGAUGAUUUUGUGUCCAUGAGUGUUCCAGAUGCAAAUUUCCAUAAUUUUGAUGAUGGCAGGGUAGAGAACUCAUUCGCUAAUAACCAGGUAUGGGCUGCAUAUGAUGAUGAUGAUGGCAUGCCUCGUUAUUAUGCUAUGAUUCAUCGUGUCAUAUCCAGGAUCCCAUUCAAGAUGCAAAUAAGCUGGUUAAAUUCCAAAUCCACUUCUGAAUUUGGAUCCCUUGACUGGGUUGCUUCUGGCUUCACCAAGACUACUGGGAAUUUCAGGGCUGGUAAGUUUGUAGUCAGUGAAAGACUAAACUCUUUCUCUCAUCCAGUUAAGUGGAAAAAGGGAUUAAGAGGAGUUAUCCACAUUUUGCCAAUUAAGGGGGAAGUUUGGGCGUUGUACAGGAAUUGGUCCGCUGAUUGGGACGAGAACACGCCAGAUGAAACAAUACACAAAUAUGAUCUGGUAGUGGUACUUAAAGACUACAAUGAGGAUACAGGUGUUUUAGUUGCUCCUCUUGUUAAAGUGGCUGGGUUCACAUCAGUGUUUAACCAGCUUCCGGAUCAGAGAAGGAUCAAGACCAUUCCAAGAGGAGAGAUGUUUAGAUUCUCCCAUCAGGUCCCAUUUCACUUCUUGAAUGGUGUAGAAACUGAAAAUGCUCCUAAGAAUUGCUAUGAACUGGAUCCUGCUGCUCUCCCUUUGGAACUUCUAAACGCGAUUACAGAUGUUAAAUCGGCUGAGCAAGUAGUUGCUGAUCCUGGGAUGCUUAGAGAACCAGGCCUCGGAAAUGGGACGAUGACAGAAUCCUGUCCAAUAAAAGCCCAUACAAAUCAGAGAAGAGGAGUUGAAGAUCCCAAGCAUGUAAUUACAUAUAGUAGGAGAAACAAGGGAAAGAAGAUCACCUUGGAUAAAUUUUAGGUAGUUCUUUCUCCAAUUUUUGAAUUAUACAUAUUUUCCUAGACAGAAGUGUUAUGACCAGCAUUAAGCUUUUAAGUUUUUCAGCUCAAAACAGCUGUGCAGAAAUUGUAGUAUUAGUAUUUGAUUUUUGACUGAAGCUGGGCUAAUUGCAUGGUGUCA
This is a messenger RNA of Salvia hispanica, 2641 nucleotides long. RefSeq lists its product as uncharacterized. NCBI's taxonomy places the organism in Eukaryota, Viridiplantae, Streptophyta, Magnoliopsida, Lamiales, Lamiaceae. The record is from RefSeq and is a predicted model, not a curated record.